Molecule: messenger RNA, 1644 nt
Organism: Linnemannia hyalina
Lineage: Eukaryota; Fungi; Mortierellomycota; Mortierellomycetes; Mortierellales; Mortierellaceae
Source: the annotation of a GenBank genome assembly
AUGGAAGCUACAACGAUAACAACACCCACAAAACCCCUGCUCCCCUGGUACCGCCGGCUAAACCAGAUGAAGGGACUCCUCCUCGCCCUCGUUUCCAUGGCUCAGAUGCUGGAUAUUAUCAACGUCGCCAGUGUGACGAUUACUCUUCCUGACAUCCUAGUGGAGGUCGGCUACUCGAUUGACCAGUUGCAGUGGGUCACCUCAGCCUAUGCCUUGGCGUAUGGCGCCUUCCUCUUGGUUGGUGGUCGAUUUGGUGACUUGUUUGGCCAUCGUCGUAUCUACAUCCUCGGAGUCACUUGGUUCUCGAUCUGGGCUGUCGUCAAUGGUUUCGCCAAGGACCCCAUCAUCAUGUCCGUCGGUCGUGCCCUCCAAGGAAUGGGUGCUGGGUUCACGGUUCCUAGUGCCUUGGCCAUCUUGACUACUACAUAUCCUGUUGGUCCUGAGCGCACUUUCGCGCUGGCUGUGUUUGGAGGCACUGGUGCCGUUGGGUCUGUUAUUGGUGUCUUGCUCGGUGGUAUUCUUGGAUCUACCAUUGGCUGGAGAUGGAUUUUCUACUUCACUGCCAUGCUCGGUUUCGUCAUGGCCAUCCUCGGUGUCGUGGUCAUCCCCGCCGAGAAGGGUGUGUCCAAGAUCGAAGACCGUCGCAUCGACAUUUUUGGAGUCGGUGCCUUCUGCGGCGGUAUUGUCUGUGUCAUCUUUUACCUUAGCGAGUCUCCCGCCAGCGGUUGGACCUCUGCAAAGACCUUGGCUCCUCUGAUUGUCGGUCUGGCCCUUCUUGUCUCCUUUGUCGUGAUCGAGUACAAGAUCGACUACCCGAUCAUGCCCCUCCACAUCUGGAAGUCGCAGCGUCUUGUCGCGUCCUGCUUGAUUAUUGUCUGCGUCUCGGCCGCCAUGAACGCCAUGAUCUACUUCUCCUCGCUCCUUUUCCAAAACGUCCUGGGUUACACUCCUCUAAAGACUUCUUUGGCAUAUAUUGUUCAUGGUGUGGGGGCUAUCGUCGCAAUUGUGAUCAUCACCCAGAUUGUGGCCAAGGUCCGCACCAAGAUUAUUACCAUUGUCGGUUGGUUUUUCUUUAUCGCCUCGGGUAUCUUACUUGCUCAGGUCAAGGCCGACUCGUCGUACUGGUCGAUCCCCUUCCCUUCAUUGAUCUUGAACUUUAUGGGCAUGGCCCCCGUCUGGUUGUGCUGUCAGAUCAACUGCGUUGCUGAUGCUGAUGACGAGGAUCAAGGUGUCGUCGGUGCUGUAUACAACGUGGCCCUUCAAAUCGGUGCACCAAUCGGAAUCGCAAUCGCAAACAUCGUCGCGAACGGCAAGAACGGCCAACUGGCCGUGGGCGCCGAGCUCCUCCCCGGAUACCAAGCCGCGUUCUACACCUAUGCCAUCAUGGCCGGUGUCGGUCUGGUCGUCACCAUCAUCGUUGCAACCAACAGCGAUCCCGCCAAGAUGCACGAGACCACUGCUGAAGGUGUUGCUGCCACUGCUGCCGGCGCUGGAGAUGAAGAGAUUGGACAUGCGGAGAGCAUUGACCAGAUCACGACGGAGAUGAAGGAGUCAUCAGGUGUUGUAAGUGCGGGCGCAACGAUCUUCCCGGGCUCGUCUUCGACGUCUGUGGUGGGCGGUGAGAAGGAGGAGUUGAAGAUGUAG